GAUUCAUUAAGUCAGUUUUCUUCUCUCUUCUUAGCUUGCAUUCUGCAGUGCAGACCCCACCUUUCGAAAUUAUCUUUACUCUCCAAUUGGAAAUUUGAAAGCUUUAUGGUAAUUAUAGUAUUGAUGUUUACAUCAAAGGAAUCAAUGCAUUUGCUGCAAUUGCAUGCUUCUACCCAAGUAUGGAUUGUUUGGAUACCCAGAAAAUUUUCCAAAUGCGGUGUGUUGAAACCCAUUUUUUGCCACUUACACAAACAACCCGCAUCUCGAGUUCAGCAUCAGCUCCCAUUUACCUCAAAAGUUCAAAACUCUCUAGUCUCAGUCACCUCUUCCAAACCUGGUUCGAUAAUCGGUGUGACAGUUCCGGCGUGCUAUAAUCGACGGCAAGCUGUUUUCCGUGACCUUGUCUUCUGUGAUCCUGAAAAGGAUGAGAAAUUUCUGAUUAGAUGGAAGAAAAUGGAGAGAAUGAGAAUGCUUGAGAGUUUGCAGGAGAGUGAGGUUGGCGGCGGAAGAAAUGAGGAAGAAUGGUAGAGUUUUUUGUUUGGAGGUUAGCUAGUGAAGAGAUUAACAAUUUCUGGGAGACUAAGAGUUUCCUAUGGUUGCUGGUGGUGAACAAGCUUUCCUAGCUUGUUGAGGUAACUUGUAUCUGCCCAAAGCUGAAACCUGGCUCAAUGUUUUGUUAAAGAACUUCACAUUAUUAGAACAUGUUUUGUUUACCAAAUGGGGCAUCAAGUAAACUUAAGAGCUGAUU
Messenger RNA from Rubroshorea leprosula, 748 nucleotides. Lineage: Eukaryota; Viridiplantae; Streptophyta; Magnoliopsida; Malvales; Dipterocarpaceae. The record is from the annotation of a GenBank genome assembly.